Molecule: messenger RNA, 973 nt
Organism: Nyctereutes procyonoides (raccoon dog)
Lineage: Eukaryota; Metazoa; Chordata; Mammalia; Carnivora; Canidae
Product: lymphokine-activated killer T-cell-originated protein kinase-like
Exons: 1
Coding region: 1-972 (323 amino acids)
Biological process (GO): protein phosphorylation
Molecular function (GO): ATP binding; protein serine/threonine kinase activity
Source: RefSeq, a predicted model, not a curated record
AUGGAAGAAAUCAAUAAUUUCAAGACACCAAGCAAAUUAUCAGAAAAAAAGAAAUCUGCAUUAUGUUCAACUCCAUGUAUAAAUAUUCCUCCCUCUUCAUUUAUGCAGAAGCUUGGCUUUGGUACUGGGGUGAAUGUGUACCUUAUGAAAAGAUCUCUAAGAGGUUUGUCUCAUUCUCCUUGGGCUGUGAAAAAGAUUAACCCUAAAUGUAAUGAUCAUUAUCAAAGUAUGUAUCAAAAGAGAUUAAUAGGUGAAGCUAAGAUUUUGAAAAACCUCCAUCACCCAAACAUUGUAGGUUAUCGUGCCUUCACUGAAGCCAGUGAUGGUAGUCUAUGUCUUGCUAUGGAAUAUGGAGGUGAAAAGUCUCUAAAUGACUUAAUAGAAGAACGAAAUAAAGACAGCCAAGAUCCUUUUCCAGCGGUCAUAAUUUUAAAAGUUGCUUUGAACAUGGCAAGAGGGUUAAAGUAUGUACACCAAGAAAAGAAACUGCUUCAUGGAGACAUAAAGUCUUCAAAUGUUGUAACUAAAGGUGAUUUUGAAACAAUUAAAAUCUGUGAUGUAGGAGUCUCUCUGCCACUUGAUGAAAAUAUGACUGUGACUGAUCCUGAGGCCUGUUAUAUUGGCACCGAGCCUUGGAAACCCAAGGAAGCUUUGGAAGAGAAUGGCAUUAUUACUGACAAGGCAGACAUACAUGCUUUUGGUCUGACUCUGUGGGAAAUGAUGACUUUGUCUAAUCCACACAUUAAUCUUCCAGAUGAUGAUGAUGAUGAAGAUAAAACUUUUGAUGAAAGCGACUUUGAUGAUGAAGCAUACUAUGCAGCUUUGGGGACGAGACCACCUGUUAAUAUGGAAGAACUGGAUGAAACGUACCAGAAAGUAAUUGAACUUUUCUCUGUAUGCACUAACGAAGAUCCUAAAGAUCGUCCUUCUGCCGCACGCAUCGUGGAAGCUUUGGAAAUAGAUGUCCAGUGAU